Messenger RNA from Tuber melanosporum (Perigord truffle), 1074 nucleotides. RefSeq lists its product as uncharacterized. The record is from RefSeq and is a predicted model, not a curated record. Gene Ontology annotation, biological process: lipid metabolic process. The transcript has 4 exons. Lineage: Eukaryota; Fungi; Ascomycota; Pezizomycetes; Pezizales; Tuberaceae. Bases 1 to 1074 code for a protein of 357 amino acids.
AUGCGUGGGGCAACGACUCUUCUCGCCAUCAUAUCUGGUCUCUCAGGAUCAUAUAUCCAAGCCAGUAGCGCAGCACCAACACCUGUAGCAACAUCUGGAGCCGGUGACCUGUUCGAAAAUAUCUGGGAGAAUCUCGUCGAGACAGGGAAAGAUAUCAUCGGUGGUGACAACCCUAGCACCUCCAAAGGAAGUAAGUCGCUAUCAACCCCAACCAGUAUCAACAUCAAACCAACUAUAGAGCCAAACACUAACCAAUGUAAAGCCCUUGAUCCAAAACUCCUUCCCAAAAUCCUGUACUUUGCCGAGUUCGCAGCAGCGGCAUACUGCGAUCCUAACCAUGUCGUUGGCACUGAAGUCACCUGUGCUGGGGGCGUGUGUCCGGAGAUAACUACAAAUAACAUCACCACGAUUCUAGAAUUUGCAAACACACAAGACGCCGACACAACCGGCCUAGUAGCCCGCGACGACACUGUCAAAUCCAUCGUGAUAUCCAUCCGCGGCAGCAGUUCGCUGCGCAAUUGGCUGGCAAACAUUCAGGCAAAGCUCAAGAAAGUUCCCGAGAUAUGCCCGGGUUGUGAAGUACAUAGCGGGUUUUACGAAGCCAUGCAGGAAGCGUUACCGGCCGUGGUGAAGAGCGUUGAGGAACUGAAGAGGGAGAAUCCAGGAUACACGGUUGUUGUUGUUGGGCAUUCGCUCGGUGGGGCUAUCGCGACGUUAAUGGCUGAGGAGAUUAGGAGGGGGGGUGUAGAGGUUGAUUUGUACACCUUUGGUGCACCCAGAAUCGGGAACGAAGAGCUAUCAACCUUUAUUUCAAAGUCGGGAACUAACUUUCGCGUUACCCACACCGUCCCCCGCCUCCCACCCGUAAUCCUUGGGUACCAGCACAUCUCACCGGAAUAUUGGAUCUCAAAAGGCGACACGAAUAUUAGCGCUACCGACAUCCAGAUCUUCGAGGGCGGGAUCAAUACCGGUGGGAACAGCAACGGACCGAUAUCCCUAAAUAUACCAGCGCACUCGCACUAUCUUUUACCAGUGGAGAUUUCCUCUUGUGCGCCUUCUGGUUUCGAGUUUUAG